Messenger RNA from Vespula pensylvanica (western yellowjacket), 7386 nucleotides. RefSeq names its product rootletin (gene Root). Bases 987 to 6848 code for a protein of 1953 amino acids. The record is from RefSeq and is a predicted model, not a curated record. The transcript is spliced from 27 exons. Lineage: Eukaryota; Metazoa; Arthropoda; Insecta; Hymenoptera; Vespidae.
CCUUGACAAAAAAGAAAAACAAAAAGCAGGAUUAAAAUCGACAGAAAAUCCUUUCCAAAAUUUAUUUUGUUCAUUCUAAUCGCCAAAGUAUACUCCAUUGGAUCGCCAAAACGUGCAAUUACAAUGGAACCAUGUAGAAAAGUUUUAAUUAGUUUUAGGAACAUUCUUUCCUGUUAAAAGUUCACAAAGUUUCUCUCUGUGGCGAAUUCGGUAACUAACACCGUUGUCUCUUUCUUCUUCUUUUUUUUUCCUUUUUUUUUUCUUUUUUUCAUUAAAUUUACCGAUCCAACCACCGAGUUUUCCCUACUUUCCAUAGACAUGCGAUUUCACUCGACGAGUUCACGAAUGCUUAUUUAUCAUCGAUUUACUUUUCUUUUUUCUUUCUUGUUAUAACGAAAUUGCUACCUCGAAUUGCACGAUUUAGUAUAAUUUAUAGAAUUUCAACGAGCACUUUAGAAUCAGAAAUAGCUUUUUUUAAUAGAAUAGAAGGUAUCGUAAUAUUUUCUUUUUUUUUCGAAUUUAUCAAUGAUCGAGAGAUCGUUCGCACCAGUGACCGAUCUGGCUACUUUAUCUGACUACAACGAUCAAUUUGAUUUCAUGACUCCAUGACAGUGUGACAUUAUUUUCAAAAAGAUACUACAAUAGCAGCGGAAAGUGGUAUUACCAGUACGAAAGUUAGGACAGUAUAUUCGUGGGUGAUAUCUUCCAGGUAGCUGCUUAAGCAUAUAUUGAUUGGUGCCAUUCAGUGCCUGGUAGUCGUUCAUGCUUCUUCUACUUGUAUUAUCUGAAGGCGAAGAACUCUUCAGGAGGGUCAUAUUAAUGCGUUGUUCUUUAAAAAUCACCUUUUGGAGUAUAGUGGGGUUAAGGGUUUUCCUCCAUGUGUUAUUUAGUUUUCAGUUCUUUCGCGAAUUUCUUACUAUGUGUUACGUUUUAAGAAUUAAUGGACAUUAUCCAAAAAUACUGGUCAGUUAACACCGAAAGGCCCGAUGGAAAGAAGAAGACCGCCAUUACUCAAAGGAACAAGUAAAAUAAAGGAGUCUGAACGAAAAACUAGUAAAAUGGAUCCUACAUAUAGUACAAUCAGUUGUCCUGGGGACGAUGAAGAAACACUUUCACCAGAAGCUUUAGUCAGACAAAAUUAUGAAUUACGACAUCGCUUGGAAGAAGAAGCAGCAAGUUAUAAAAGACGUUUAGAUACUUACAGACAAGCUCAACAACAUCAAGCUGCUCUUGUUUCUCGUUUGCAAGCUAAAGUUUUACAAUAUAAACAAAGAUGCUCAGAAUUAGAAAGUGUGAUGGCUGAAACUGCUGCAAUAGAUAAUAGUAAACUAUCUACUCAACCACAAGGUACAUCUGCAUUAGAUGUUGCACAUCAAACACUUAGAGAGAUGCGUGAAGAGCAAAUUCAUGAUUUAGAUACUGCAUUAAAAAAACUUGCAGAGGAGCGUAAAAAAUGUGAAAAAUUAUUAGAAUUAAAUACAUCUUUGAAAGAUCAAUUAGAAGAGACUAGUCAAACAAAUGAAGCUCUCACAAAUGAUCUUCAAAAACUAAGUAACGACUGGGAUAUUUUACGAGAAGAAUUGACCAUAAAAGAAGAAGAAUGGAAAGAAGAAGAACAAGCUUUUAACGAUUACUAUACUUCUGAACAUAACAGAUUAUUAAAUCUUUGGCGAGAUGUUGUGUCUGUAAAAAGACUAUUUGCAGAUAUUAAAUCUUCUACAGAUAGAGAUUUAUCAAAAUUAAAUAAUCAAAUUACAUCUGCUACUAACGAUAUUGUUUCUACCUGUAAUAAUACAAGUAUUUUUAUGAAGAUGCAAACAAGUAUAAUUCAACCGUCUGUAUCGCAACAAAUUCAAGAAUCACAGAUGGUUAUGGACGUAAAAUCAGAAAUGGGAUUACUUAAGCAACAGUAUGACGUUGCACAAAAUGAAAUUCGGAUGAAGGAUGAUAGAAUUAAUCAACUGAUUCGUGAAAUACAUGCAUUGGAAGAAAGAUGUGGAGAAGCAGAAGCACAAACAAACAAUAUAACGCGUAUGCAGGAAGAUAUAGAAAUUUUACAAAAUGCCUUAAGAGAUAUAGCUCAUACUGUUAUUCAAGAUGCUGAAACUCGUGACACUGAGAGUACGCAACCACCUCCACAUGUUCAUUUAUCACCUACUGGACCAAUUCCUCAAAGAUCGCCAAGACGUGGAGCGAGAGCUAAUACUAUACCAGCUUUUGCAGAGAGUACUAUUAGUGCCGUUCAAGCCGCUUUACAUAAAUAUCAAUUAACGAUACACGAUUUACAAGUGAAAUUGCAAACUCAUAAAGAGCAAUUAUCAUCAUUUCGUAAGCAAAGCGAAAAUGCAGAAGAAAAUGUACGAACUUUACAAGUUAAAAUUACAGAACUUGUUGGUGAAUUGGAUACAACACGUUCUCAAUGUACACAACUUGUAGAAGAGAAAGAAGUUUUACAUAAAAAUUUAGAUACUAUUAAAAUGGAAAAAAGUGUAUUAGAAAAAAAUAGAAUGGAAAUCAAUGCUAUGGUUGAAACAUUAAAUGCAGACUAUGAAAAAAUACAAAAGGCUAAUAAUAAAUUACAAAAAAUAUGUGAUAGUUUAGAAGAUGAUAAAUUGUAUCUUCAAGGUGAAUUGGAAAGAUUAUCAAAAGAUGCAGAAUUACGAGAAUUGAGUCUUCGUUCGGAGGAAAACAGAUGCAGCAAAAUGAGAGAAGAGCUUUUAACGCUACAAGAAGAAUUGAAUAAAACAUACUUAACAAAAGAUAUGUUAGAACAACAAAAAUUAGAGACAGAUGCAUUAAUCUCACAAAUAGAGAAAAGUAAAGGAGACAUUGAAUUAGAAUUGGAACAUGUAUUAUUAGAAAAAUCUGACAUAAAAGAAAUGUUAUUAAAAUUAGAAUCAGUUUGUUCAAAUCACGAGCAAGAUAAACAGAGAUUGCAAGAGGAAUUAAAAAAGACUAUAGAAGAGAAAAAUAAGCUUGCUAAUCAAUGUGCAGAUCAACAAGGAGAUUUAGGUUCUUUAAGAAAAGAAUUACUACAAGCAGAACAAACGCGUUUAGAUUUGGAAUCUGAAAAAGUUACACUUAACGAAAAAGUUAAAUUUUUAGAAAUUGAGAAGGAAAAAAUUGAAAUGGAAUUGAGUCAAGUAACUCGCGAACGUAGCGAUUUGAGCAAUCAGCUCUCUGUACUUGCACGAAAAAAAGAAACAUUGAACGAAGAAUUAAUGAGAAUAAGACAGAGAUUAGAACAAGCUAAUGAAAUGAAUUCAAGGAUUAAUAGAAGCUUGGAAGAUCUUGUAAAAGAUAACGAAGAAAAACAAGUACUUUUAGAAACCAAUGAAAAAGAACUUCAAAGAUUACAAGAACAAAUAGCUUCGGUACGUUCUGAAAAAGAAACAUUAGAGGGAGUUUUAUAUGAUACGCAAACUAAUUUAGAAUCAACGCAUAUAAAAAAGUCUCAAUUGGAAAAGGAACAAAAAGAAUUGUUAAUAAAGCAAGAAAGUUUAAAAGGACAUAUUGGAAGAUUAACUAAGGAUUUGGAGAAUAGUCAAAAACAAUCGCAGGAUAUCAAACAAGCUCUGGCACAACAAUGCUGCGACCAAGAAGCAAAUUUUCAACAAGCCAUUUUUAAUUUAAAAAAACAAAAUGAAGAAAAUGUUAAGAAAUUAAACGAGGAGAAGGAACAAUUAAAGAUAACGUUAGAAAAGAGAUUACAGCAAUCUUUAUUACAACUUGGCGGGGAAAAAAAUGAUGAGAUUAAUCAGUUGCAACAACGAGUUGAAGAAUUGCAACAGCAUAUUGAAAAUUUAUGUCAACAGCACGAAGAAGUUCUACUUAGGGCUGAGAACGAUAAACAACAAGCUCUCUUAAUUGCUCAUCAUGAUCAACAAGCACUGAUGGAGAAAUUAGAGAAUGCCUUGCGUGAUUUGGAAGAAGAAAAAGGGAAUUUGGAACGUUUAAAAAGAGAUACCUCAAUUCGUAGCGAACAGGAUCGUAAUAAUCUCAAUCAGUUACGCGAUAAUUUAAAUCGAUUUAAAACAAAAUUAGAUGAGACCAAACUGAAGGGAGAUGAAGAUAGAUUGAAGCUCGAAUUAAAAAUCGAAGAACUUUUGAAAGAACGUGAAUCCGUUCAAAAGGAGUCAGAAGAACUUAGAGUGCAAUUACAUAUGGCGGAAGAUAAAUUAGAUGGACUUCACAAUCAAUUGCAUGAGACUGUUAGAAAAUUGAAAGACACUGAAAAUGUUAAUGAUACGUUACGCAAAGAAUUGGUUGACGUUAGACGACAAUUAACAGAUUCAACAUUUGAAAAAGAAAAAUAUAAUACAAGUAACAAAGAAUUAAGAGAACAUAUUAAACGUAUAGAAGGUGAAAAACGUGAACAAGGAAGAGCGUUAGAGGAAACUUAUCAAAAAAUUGCAGCAUUAGAUGAUGCAAAAACGGCGAUGGAAGCAGAAAGAUCUCGUCUUCAAGUACAACUUCGUGAUAUGGAACGUGAUAUGUUACAAUUACAACAACAAUUUCGUCUCACGCAGGACGAGUUACAAAAGUCCAAUGAAAAUAAUGCACAAGCACAGAAUAACGAAAAGGAGUUACAAGCUAGAUUAGCGAAUGAAACGGAAGAAAGAGAACGUUUGCAACUUCAAUUGCAUCAAGUUAAAAAACAGGUAUUGGAUCUAGAUAAUAGUUUAGAAGUAACCAGACAGGAAUUAGGUAAAUUACGAUCUCGUGCAGACGAAGAGGAUGAAAGAUGGAGAUCUCGCGAGCAAGAAUUAUUAGUACGAUUGGAGGAUAGUCGUUGCCGUGAAAGAAAACUCGAAGAUCAAAAACACAAUUUAGAAGUUUGCUUAGCCGAUGCUUCUCAACAGAUUCAAGAACUUAAGGCACGUCUUGGAGGAUCCGAAGGGAGAGUAAGAGCUUUGGAUGCUCAAUUGUCUCAAUUAGAAGUUGCUAAAAAAGAAGUGGAACAGAAAUUGAGUAGCAUUGGUUUAACAUUACGUCGUAUCGCUGGUAUUCAAAUGGACGGUUCUGUGAAUAUGCCAUUUAAAUUAAUGAGCCCUUCGAGAAGAUGGAGUCCUGCAAGAGGACACGAACACGGUGAUUCUAGCAAAGAUAUCGUGAUCGAUGUUGAUCCAGAAGCUGUAAGAAGAGGCAUGAGAUCUUUGAUGCAACAAGUAGCACAAAUCGAACGUGAAAGAGAUGAUUAUAAAACCGAAUUGUGUAGUUUGAAAACACAACUUAGCGAGUAUCAAGAAAAUCAAACUAAAGUCGACGAAAGAUUGAAUAAUUUAUUAGCAAAUAUGAGGACUAUACAAGAGGAGAAAAAUUCUUUGGAAGCUAGAAUGUCACAGAGAGAAACGAGCCAUCAAAGCCAAAUGGAUAUGUUACAACAGAAAACGGACGAGUGCGAUCAACUCCGUGAGAAAGUAUUAAAUCUUGAAAUGAUCGUUAAUUCUGAUACAGAAGAAAAGAAUUUAUACGAAGAAAAAUUAGAGAAGAUGAAACAGACAUUGAACAGAAUGGAAAAUGAAAGACGUAAUUUACAAGAAGAACUUAAUAAGAGUGAAGCUCGUGCAACAAAGUUAGAAUUACAAAGAAUGUCGUUGGAAGGAGAUCUUCAAAGAUUACAAAUGAUGCUACAAGAGAGAGAAGCAAAUAUACAGAAAUUACAGGAUCGAUGCGAAACUCAAAAUCGUACUACUGCUGGUUUAGAGGAACGUUGUGCGUCGUUAAAAUCUACGAUAGAACAAUUGAAUCUUGCAUUGGAAAAAUCAUUCAACACGGAGAGUGAAUUGAAAAAUGAAAUUAAUAUUCUACAACGUAAUCUCAUGGAAACUACUACGUGUUCACAAAAUAAUAAUGAAAAAUUGAAACAGUUGCAGAAACAACUUUCAAAUACUGAAAAUGAACGUAGAGUCUUGGCCGAACGUUUGGAUUCUGUUCAACAAUCUUUAAGUGAUUUAAGACAUAUGAAUCAGAAUCUUCAAGAUCAAGUUGCCAGAUUGCAAACUGAAUUAGCUAAUAACGAAGUGCAACGAUCAGGAUUGGAGGCACAAUUAAGAUUAACUAAAUGGCCGCAAGAAGGGGGUGCGGAUAAAGACGAAGAUUUGAUGAGACAAUUACAAAUUGUUCAAAGAGAGAAAAGUGAGAUGCGAGGAAAAUUAGAUGCACUUAACGACAAGGUGAAGUUAUUAGAAACUGAAAAACGUACUCUGGAAAAUCAAGUAUCAACUUUGAAGUCUGUCGGUACUCGUAGUAAAAGUUACGAACGUCCUGAGAAAGCACAUAUCGAAUUAUUAGGCAGUUCUUACAGUUUUGACAAUUUGGAACAAGAAAAUAGAGAGUUAAGAUUGAAGAUUCGAAGAUUAGAAACGCAAUUGGCAGAGAAGGAAGCCGAACUAAUAAGAGCCAAAUCGAUCUAUACACAUUCACAUUCUAUAUUAGAAUCCAGUAGAGAUAGAACAGGAGAAAUAGAACGAUUAAGAGCAGCUCAAUUACAAGCCGAAAAAUUAUUAGAAGCGAGAGAGCAAAGUCAUCGUCAACAAGUUAUACGUCUUGAAAAUCAGAUUCAAUUAUUGCGAGAACAACUCAAUCAAGAAAUUAAAAGACGUCAAUUAUACGUUCUCAGAAGUUCACGAGCUGGUAGAGAAAUGCAACAAUUAAGACAAGCGUUGGGUGAUUCCUUAAGAACUGUAGCACAGGAUCCAUCUCUUGAUGCAGUACUUUUAGAACAUGAAGCUCGAAAAUUAGAUAGUACACUCACGAGUACAACUAGUUUACCGCCGUCAUUAGCAUUAGCUCCACCGUCAACAUAUGAUAGAUCUUCCACUCCAUCGCGAUUAGAAAAAACAUAAUUUUUGACUGAACAAAGAUUUAAAAACUGCCAUUAUUCAAGAGAAUAUAUUCAGGGGAAAUAGUUUAAUGAUCUUUCAUAUAUAUGGAACUGUUGUUUGAUAUUCUCACAAAUAGUUAUAAUUAGCCUUAGAUUUCUCUUUAGAAUGUAAUAUUCAUUGAUAUAGCUUACAUUCCAUUUAGGCAAUUUAUAACUUAACAAUGAAUGUCAUUCUUGUUGACAUUUUAUGAUUUUUGAAUAUAAUGAUUUUUAGAUGAGAAAAUUUUUAUUUAAAUGAACGUCACUUUGAUAAAUUAACUUUUUAUCAUAAUAUAUUAUGCUUCCACUAAAAAUGAGCUAAAAAUUACGUUAUUAACGAAAGAAAAUAUCACAUCACAAAUCAAUUGUUUUUGAAGAGUGUAUACAUAUACACAUACACACACACACAUAUGUAUGUAUGUUCUCAUAAGUUUACAACAUAAUAGAAUUUACAAUAUGCUAUUAGCGUGCGCUGAAAUCAAGAUUUUUAUAGCAUUAUUUAUAUUAUUACAUUUUUUAAU